Molecule: messenger RNA, 3769 nt
Organism: Medicago truncatula (barrel medic)
Lineage: Eukaryota; Viridiplantae; Streptophyta; Magnoliopsida; Fabales; Fabaceae
Product: pentatricopeptide repeat-containing protein At3g24000, mitochondrial
Exons: 3
Coding region: 44-2365 (773 amino acids)
Biological process (GO): RNA modification
Molecular function (GO): zinc ion binding; RNA binding; protein binding
Source: RefSeq, a predicted model, not a curated record
AAUCUAAGUGUGAUUCAAAAUCAAUUUUUCUUUUCCCUCAAUCAUGUUCUUUUUAACCAAAGUGUGUAUAUAUAUCAAUGACAAUGAGGCAUUAUAUCAAAUACUGCUUGAGAUUAAAAUAAACAAAAGAAACCCCAUUUUGUCUCCCAAAUUUCUCAUAGUGUUGUUUGUAACAAAAAUAAUUUCAGUUUGUACCAAAAAAAAAAAUAAUAAUCUCAUAGUGUUCGCAAAAACAUCAUUUCCAGUGCUCAAAAGAUUCGAACUCAGUAAUGGUGCAGAGUUUCUACUUUCUACUGAAGCAAUGGUACCUCCCUCUCUCCCCACCAACAUCCCUUCUCACCUUGGUCUCAGGCUCAUCAGGGUAGCCUUAAAUGUAGGCGAUUUCAACCGUGCCCGCCAACUGUUCGAUAAUAUUCCUCAACCAGACCCCACUACUUGUUCAACUCUUAUUUCAGCUUUAACCACUCAUGGACUUUCAAAUGAGGCCAUAAAGAUCUAUUCUUCGUUGCAGGAACGUGGCAUUAAACCCGACAUGCCUGUUUUCUUGGCUGCUGCUAAAGCUUGUGCUGUUUCCGGUGAUGCCUUGAGAGUCAAGGAAGUUCAUGAUGAUGCGACACGGUGUGGGGUGAUGUCUGAUGUUUUUGUUGGCAAUGCGUUGAUUCAUGCUUAUGGUAAAUGUAAAUGUGUUGAGGGUGCGAGACGUGUUUUUGAUGAUUUGGUUGUUAGAGAUGUGGUUAGUUGGACCUCGUUGUCGUCGUGUUAUGUUAAGUGUGGAUUUCCUCGGAAGGGCAUGGAUGUUUUUCGUGAAAUGGGGUGGAGUGGGGUGAAGCCGAAUCCGAUGACUGUUUCUAGCAUUUUGCCUGCUUGUGCGGAAUUGAAAGAUUUGAAAUCGGGUAAAGAAAUUCAUGGGUUUGCAGUGAGACAUGGGAUGGUGGUAAAUUUGUUUGUUUGCAGUGCACUUGUGAGCUUGUAUGCAAAAUGUUUAAGUGUAAGAGAAGCUAGGAUGGUAUUUGAUUUAAUGCCUCAUCGAGAUGUUGUGUCUUGGAAUGGAGUUUUAACAGCAUAUUUCAAAAACAAGGAAUACGAGAAGGGUUUCUCCCUGUUUUUGAAGAUGAGCAGAGAUGGAGUCAGAGCAGAUGAAGCUACAUGGAAUGCUGUUAUUGGUGGAUGCAUGGAGAACGGACGAUCAGAGGAGGCAGUGGAGAUGUUUAGGAAGAUGCAAAAAAUGGGAUUUAAACCUAACGAAAUAACAAUUAGUAGUAUCCUACCAGCUUGCUCUUUUUCAGAGAAUUUGAGGAUGGGCAAGGAGAUACACUGCUAUGUCUUCAGGCAUUGGAAAGUUGGGGAUUUGACAAGCACAACGGCUCUAUUAUACAUGUAUGCUAAAUGCGGCGACUUGAAUCUUUCAAGGAAUGUCUUUGAUAUGAUGCGUAGAAAAGAUGUUGUUGCCUGGAACACAAUGAUCAUUGCGAAUGCAAUGCAUGGGAAUGGAAAAGAAGCGCUUUUUCUCUUUGAUAAGAUGCUACUAUCACGUGUCCAGCCCAAUUCUGUUACUUUUACUGGUGUUCUAUCUGGUUGUAGCCAUUCAAGGCUAGUAGAGGAAGGAGUUCAGAUAUUCAAUUCAAUGGGUAGGGAUCAUCUUGUAGAACCUGAUGCUAAUCACUAUUCAUGCGUCGUUGAUAUCUAUAGCCGUGCUGGUCGCCUCAACGAGGCAUACAAGUUUAUACAGGGCAUGCCUAUGGAACCAACUGCCAGUGCUUGGGGAGCACUCCUUGCUGCUUGUAGGGUUUAUAAGAAUGUGGAGUUGGCGAAAAUUUCAGCUAAGAAACUAUUUGAGAUUGAGCCUAACAACCCUGGAAAUUAUGUUUCUUUAUUCAACAUUCUUGUUACUGCCAAAAUGUGGAGUGAAGCUUCACAAGUCAGAAUAUUGAUGAAAGAGCGAGGAAUUACAAAAACACCAGGAUGUAGUUGGCUUCAAGUGGGAAAUAAAGUUCACACUUUUGUUGUUGGAGACAAAAGUAAUAUUGAAAGUGAUAAAAUCUAUAACUUUUUGGACGAGUUGGUUGAGAAAAUGAAAAUGGCUGGAUAUAAGCCUGACACUGAUUAUGUUCUGCAAGAUAUUGAUCAAGAGGAAAAAGCUGAGAGUCUCUGUAACCAUAGUGAGAAGCUUGCUGUUGCCUUUGGGAUACUUAAUUUGAAUGGACAGUCGACAAUACGGGUUUUUAAGAAUUUGAGAAUAUGCGGUGAUUGUCACAAUGCCAUUAAGUAUAUGUCUAAGGUUGUCGGUGUUAUAAUUGUUGUCAGAGACUCCUUGAGGUUUCAUCACUUCAAAAAUGGAAAUUGUUCUUGUAAAGACUUAUGGUGAUUAUUUGAAUCAGAUUAUUGGGAUUAAGUGGUGACGAUAAUCCUAUCUGAGUUUGUCUAACUCAAAUUUGAUUAGACUGUUUUACUAUGCGUACAAUAUACAAUUCCCGUGAUUUUAGAGAAUUGGAGACAUUAUCAAGUAACAUUGUAUGAUUUUGAGCUUAAAACUUCAGAGGUUCUUAGCAAUCAAAACGUAUUUCUCUCUUCCUAGGGGGAACAAUGCUUGGCCAGUACGCAUACCUCUACAUACGAGCCGGAUUAGUCGUCCACCUUUGGUGGGUCGGAAACUGGUGCGAAAGCCAAAAAAAAAAACGUAUUUCUCUCAAGAAAAUGUCUUGGUAGAGGAGUAGCUCUCCAUUGAGAUUCUCUCAUGUUUUCUCCAUUGCAUCAAUCGUCACUUGUCAAAUUUCACAUGACUACAGGCAUUGUGCAUUCAAACAGUUGAUACAACUGGUUUCGGAGAAGUGUAGCUCUCAAAUGAAUGAAAGACAGAUUCCAACAGAACAACAACGGUGGUUUAUGGCUGUUAUUGCAUCAGUAGCUGCUGAUUUAUUGGCCUUUGUCAUCAGAAACAGAACAUUGCAAUUAUUGUUCACCCUUCUGGGUUCUGACACAUGGUUUAUUGCUGGCCAGAUCAGAAAAUCUGCAGAUUCAGUUAUUUGAAAAAACACCUCUAACUGACCAGGUGAAGGCCAACAAUACUCUGGCUGGUACAAAGCCAAACAAGCACUCUUGCAAGCAAUGACAUGAUCCACCUGCAAAAUUUGGAGGACAAACUCUGUUCACAUCAUUAGUGCAGCUACUUGUUUUGCAGUCCCCUGAACCACCUUGCGAUGUUACCGAAACCGGUAGAUUGAAACCAUCAAUAAGGCUGAGAGUGAAUUCCACUAAUGAAACCGGAGGGAUACCACCAGCACCAUUGCAUGGUAUUUGACCAGAUCCACGAUCACCAGUAGCACAAAUGAAUUUGCCAGUUGUGUUUGUUGAACGUUGAGUUCUUACCUGGAAUCUACUUGACCAUGGAGACUGGUUAUUGAGAGUUGAGGAAGUUUUGGAGGGUAGCUCAAAACCUGUUGAAGUUUAUUGUGAACUUCCACCUUUAGUGAGUGUAGCUGGCCAUAUGGUGAAUGGACAAUUGUUUGUGAUUGUGAAUGUUGCAGAGUUAGCACAUGCAUACAUGAUACUGUGUUAGAUAUCUUAAAAUUAUCUCUAAGAGGGAAAGAACAUGUAAAAAUAUGGAGAAGAUAGGUUAGAAAUUAGAGCUUGCUUGAUAGGAAAAGGCUUGAUAAGUCCAGCAUAAAAAGUAGAUUUAUUUUUAUAUUUAUCUUGUAUUGGCUGUGAUAGAAUUUUAAUUCAAUAUGUAUGUAUAUAUAAGACUCUCUUGAUGGUCAUGAUUAUGAUAUUA